Messenger RNA from Penicillium odoratum, 4947 nucleotides. RefSeq names its product putative SNF2 family helicase/ATPase (Swr1) (gene swr1). Gene Ontology annotation, cellular component: Swr1 complex. The transcript has a single exon. The coding region runs from base 1 to 4947 and encodes 1648 amino acids. The record is from RefSeq and is a predicted model, not a curated record. Lineage: Eukaryota; Fungi; Ascomycota; Eurotiomycetes; Eurotiales; Aspergillaceae. Gene Ontology annotation, molecular function: ATP binding; histone binding; ATP hydrolysis activity.
AUGCAAAACGGCAGCCCAAAUGGCCCAUCACCCCACGAUGAACGCAUAACGCCUGAGCCUGAUACUACCCACCUCGAAGCUCCCGGUGUAGAUUAUUUAUCUGAUUCGACCCCCUGCGAAUCGAUCCCUACCUUACCGAAUGACGAAGCUAGCCAUCAGCUAGAGGAGCCACCAUCGAAGAAGCGUCGCCUGGCAGAUUCAACCCCGUCGCGUACCUCAACUCCCCGACCUCCCUCGCCGCCAUGGAAGAAGGUUGGUGUGGAGGGGCCGACAUCAUUCUUGGUGGAGGGUCGGCGCAGGUCAUCGCGGCAGAAUGUGCUUCCUAUUGAAGAGCAACCAGCCUCUGACAAGCGACACACGCGCGCGGCGCAGCAAAACUUCGUGACAAAAACAACCCGAAGUGGCGCAAAACCCGUCACAUCCUCUCCACUGGCUGUGACAUUGUCGCGUGCAAAUGGGAAGCCCGGUGGCAAGCCGAUUACAAAUAGCUCGUCCAGAACAGUGCUUACAAAGGGCGCAUCCGGAAAGCAGCAAUCUUCACAGUCUCCUGCAUCAAAGUCAUCUCAGUCGCGCACUCGGUCUCGAAGCUCCGCAACUAAUCAAGCACGCCCCGGCACAAACGGCGCCAGCCCUCGUGAAUCUCGCAACCGCACCUCUCUUUCAACCACAUCUCCUGCGCAAGAUCCUGCCUUCGGCGACACGAAUGAUCAUAAUGAGGAUCUAGAAUCAGGGUCUCAGAUCGUACCACGACUUCGAAUCAAAGUGAAUAAGCCAGUACUCCCGAUCCGCCAUCCCGGCCACGUGUCCGGUAAGAAAUACGAGUCUUUCAGGGAAUGGUUGAACAAUGAGGAUACCCCGAAUUUGCUAUCAUCGGAAGAAGCUCUCGAGGAGGCCCGAAGGCGGCAACAAGUGUUCAAUGCAGCGGAACCUGGUGGACUAUUGAGCUCAGGGGUCUGCUCUGCAUAUAUUACGGAACCACAGGAGGAACCACCAUUUCAAUAUUCCCACCAAGAUCAUCUAGUGGCGCAUGCUCUCUAUUUCCAGAAGCUCCUUGAAAAGGAACAUAAGCGUCAUCGGCAAACGGCCAAACUCUUUGCCCAAUGGUGUGCCGACGCGUAUAGAAAACGCCACAAGAACCCCGAGGAUGUCCUGCGGGAACAACAAGAAGAAAUGCGUGGGAAGCGCAAGCAACUGGCCAAGGACCUGCAGAAGAUGUUUGACUUGACCCGUGCCGACAUUGACCGGGUGCGCCUCGCACGCUGGGAGGAAGAGCGAAAGGUUCAGGAUCAGCAAGCCCUCGAUCGUGCUAUCAAAAAGUCAACCAUGCUGUUUGAGAAACGCCGGUCCGAAAUUCUUGGAGAGGUUCCCAGCGAUGCUCCUGCUUCAAGUGACGAGGACGGGGAGACCGAUUAUUCUUCCGACGCAUUAGAUAACGAUAGCAACAUGUCGACAUCUGAGUCAGAAUCUGAUGAUGAGGCAAAUGUGGACGAUGAUGCCAAAUUGACAGCCGAGGAACUUCGACUGAAGUACGCCGGUAUGCCGGACGAAGGCACACCCGCGGAAACACCCGACCAAAUGUCUGUGAUCUCUGCGUCUGUCAAUGAUAGCGAAGCGAUUCCUAACGAUACUGAUGCUGAUAUAAUCCCUGGCGACACUCAGCUGGAUGACGUGGAUUCAGUGUUGAUGGACGAUAGCGAUGAGUCAAUCGAUAUGAGCGACGAAAUGAGUGAUAGUGAUGAGAGCGGAUCUGAUAAUGAGUCUGGUGAGGAAUCCGAUGGCAGUGAUGCUGGUAGCGGUAUGCUCGGGUUCUUCUCACGCAAGCAGCUAGCCCGUGACGAGGAUUCCGUUGAAGCGGAUGUCGAAAGUGUUGAUGACGAUGAAUCUAAUGAUGGAGAGUACAAAUCUCCAGGAACAGAAGCCCUUGAUAACGAUAUGGAGGAUCCGGACGAGGUUUCCCUAGUUCCGAACGGGUUACACAUGAACGAAAACGAAGAGAUGCUAGAUGAAUCGACCCCUUCAGAAUUCGUCGAAGCCUCCAUAGUCACUCCUGCAGAUGUCGAAGACACUUCUAUGAUUGAUACCUCUACGGUCAAUACUCCCACGGUGGACAUAAAUGUGGAGGAUGAACUCUCCGAAGCAGUGCCUGACUCCAGCGCUCUUGAAGUAGCAGGCAAACAAGACCAAGAGCUCGACACGGAACCGCAGGAGAACCGUCCCAGUGGUGAGAUGUCCAGUGAAGUAUCUCCAGGGACCUUCGACACCAAGCCCUCUGACCCCGAGUCCGUCUCUUCAUACGAACCUGCAAUUGAGAAAGCAUUGCAGCAGAGUCAUUCACCUGCACCCGGCUUGCAAACACCAAUCCCUCAUCUACUGCGCGGCACUCUGCGUGAGUACCAGCACUACGGCCUGGAUUGGCUCGCUGGCCUCUACAAGAACCGCAUCAACGGUAUUCUGGCCGACGAGAUGGGUCUCGGCAAGACAAUUCAAACCAUUGCAUUACUUGCUCACCUUGCUGUGGACCAUGGCGUCUGGGGGCCGCAUCUUGUUGUUGUUCCUACCAGUGUCAUGCUGAAUUGGGAAAUGGAAUUCAAAAAGUGGUGCCCGGGAUUUAAAAUCAUGACCUACUACGGAAACCAAGAAGAGCGGAAACAGAAACGCAAAGGUUGGACUGACGACAAUUCUUGGAAUGUCUUGAUUACAUCUUAUCAACUUAUCUUGCAAGAUCAAGUUUCUCUGAAGCGAAGGGCGUGGCAUUACAUGAUUCUUGAUGAAGCGCACAACAUCAAGAAUUUCCGUUCUCAAAGAUGGCAAGCUCUUCUCACUUUCAGGACACGCGCCCGGUUGCUCCUGACUGGUACACCACUUCAGAACAAUUUGACCGAGCUCUGGUCUCUUUUGUUCUUCUUGAUGCCUUCCGACGGCGAUGGUGUUGGUGGUGUUGAAGGUUUCGCCGACUUGAAGGACUUCUCCGAGUGGUUCCGACGACCAGUGGAACAGAUCUUGGAGCACGGAAGAGAAACUAUGGAUGACGAGGCCAAGCAGGUAGUCACCAAGCUCCACACAGUCCUUCGUCCUUACAUUUUACGUCGCAUGAAGGCAGACGUUGAGAAGCAGAUGCCUGGAAAAUACGAGCAUGUCAUGUAUUGCCGGCUGUCAAAACGCCAGCGAUUCCUGUACGACGGUUUCAUGUCGAUGGCCCAAACGAAAGAAACACUUGCGUCGGGCAACUUCCUUUCCAUCAUCCAUUGUCUUAUGCAGCUGCGCAAGGUCUGUAACCACCCCGAUUUGUUUGAGACAAGACCCAUCUCCACCUCCUUCGCCAUGCCACGUUCUGUCGCCACCGACUACCAAAUGAAGGAGGGCCUGGUCCGGCGACGACUGCUCUUUGAUCACCCUCUCACCAAGGUCGAUUUGGACUUCCUCAACCUGGCGCCUGUGUUUCGAGAGGAUAUCUCUAGGCGACUAGCUGAUGACAGUAUCCGACUCAUGGCGUUUGGGCCGUUCAAGACGCUUCGUGAGCGACAAUACAAUCGCACAAACUGGCAGAUGGAGUUUGACGGGUCUAGCAUGGAAACGAUCCUAGAGUCGUUAGAGAAUGCCAGCCGGAAGAGACGAAUGGCCGAAUUGGAACGAUGCUUGUACUUUGAGUCUAAGCGUCACGGUCGCCGACCUGUGUACGGUAGCAGCUUGAUUGAGUUCAUCAGAGCUGGGACCAAGGAGCAUGCACUUUCCAACGCGCCCUUGCGAAAGAGCAAUAUGGCGGAGUGGCUUUCGAGUCGGUCAUCCGUCCUUGCUUCCAUGAUUCUGACGCUGGAGGAGCGCUCUCUCGACAUGGACGGGUACGUUCAGCGAUUCGCUUGCGUGACACCGGCUGCUGUUGCGUCGGGCAUGACAGAGGCCGCCUUGACCCCUGUCGAGACGCGACUUCUGACCAACACUGCCAAAGAUCAGCCCUAUGAUCCCUUCCACGAAGCUCGCAUGCGUCUAUCCAUUGCUUUCCCAGACAAGCGGUUGCUACAAUACGACUGUGGUAAGCUACAGCGGUUGGAUAAGUUGCUACGUGACCUGAAGGCCGGCGGCCAUCGCGCAUUGAUCUUCACGCAGAUGACCAAGAUGCUGGACAUUCUAGAGCAGUUCCUCAACAUCCACGGGCAUCGCUACCUACGCCUGGACGGUACAACCAAGGUUGAAGCGCGACAAAUGUUGACCGAGCGGUUCAACAGUGACCCUCGCAUCCUGGCCUUUAUCCUCUCCAGUCGAUCCGGUGGUCUCGGUAUCAACCUAACGGGUGCCGACACAGUCAUCUUCUAUGACCUGGACUGGAACCCGGCCAUGGACAAGCAGUGUCAAGAUCGUUGCCAUCGUAUUGGCCAGACCCGCGAUGUCCACAUCUACCGCUUCGUAUCCGAGUAUACCAUCGAGUCCAACAUCCUUCGCAAAGCCAACCAGAAACGAAUGCUCGACGAUGUCAUUAUCCAAGAGGGCGAGUUUACAACGGACUACUUUACCAAACUCCAAAAUGUGCAAGUGGAAGAAGUCGAUGAGCGUGACGGCCAGGACGAAGCAAGUGCAGCCAUGGACCGUGUCCUCGGCAACCGCGUUGCGACUGGAAACCGCGCCUUCGAGCAAGCUGAAGACAAGGAGGACAUCGACGCAGCCAAGAAUGCCCAGAAAGAACUGGAGCAUGCCGACGAUGGCGACUUCGAAGAGCGCAGCCCUUCACAUGGAACCCCCGCUCAACCUGGUACCCCAUUACCCGGCUCUGGUGACGGACAAGGUUCAGUUGCGCCCGAGGAUGCAGGGGCUCCGGAACCUGGCCACAUCGACGACUACCUGCUUCGUUUCAUGGAAUGGAACAUGCGUGACGAACCCCUAGUUCUCCCGGUGGAUAAGAGCAAGAAAAAGUCUAAGAAGGGCAAGGAGCACCACCUCAAACGACGCCGCUGA